This is a messenger RNA of Phlebotomus argentipes, 3656 nucleotides long. RefSeq lists its product as uncharacterized. The transcript is spliced from 13 exons. The record is from RefSeq and is a predicted model, not a curated record. Gene Ontology annotation, biological process: negative regulation of inflammatory response. Bases 454 to 3081 code for a protein of 875 amino acids. NCBI's taxonomy places the organism in Eukaryota, Metazoa, Arthropoda, Insecta, Diptera, Psychodidae.
UGAAGACUCUUCGAUGGGAAUAGAUGCGUGUGCAGUGCGUCCAGUUCGGAAAUUUUGCCUUGUCUCUAUAGGAUUAAUGCUCUUUUGGCCCAAUUUUUAUCUUGCAUUUUAAUCGCGCCUUUUAUCCGGGAGACACUCUCCCUUGUUGGCCGGGCAAGUGACACGGCGGUGGGAAACGAAAUAAAAUGUGUUCAUGUGCUUAAAGUGGCUUAAGUAGUGGGAUUUUUCUGUGAAAAAAAAUACCGUGCGAGAGAAAAGGGCCGAAAAAAGAAGGAAAAUCUGUGAUGUGUUGCGUGGAAAAUGUGGGAGGAUAGAAAUGCCAUUUGUGGAUGGACACUUGAGGCGCAAUUUCCAAAUUUUCCACCAUUUCGCUGGAUUCACAGUGAGUUGGAGGAGGAAUGAAGAGCGAGGAAUUUUUUUUCGGGAAAUCAACCGUGAUGCAAUAAUUCAAAGAUGCAAUUCCUGCUGAAAUUGAGUUAUUUAUUGCUCCUUCUUCUCCAACAAUCCACAUCGAAUGUGAAUGGGCUCUUCGAUGGAGUUAAUAGUGCUAUUUUUGGACAACUCUCACCAAUAGAGGUGGUGGAGGAAUGGGGGUGUCAUGAUUCAGCCAUACGUCUAACCUGUAGUGAUCACCAGUCGACUAUUGCCAUACUCGAAGCGACUUUCGCCCCCAACUGCACAGACAACAAAAUCAACUGUCCAUUUUUCGACUCCAAAGGACGCAUUGUGCGGGCUUUCCUGCAGCCGCGAUAUGACAAUCGUCUGGAGGAGACGGAGGCUGGAAGGCGCUUCCUGGAGAGCCUUCGUCGAUCGCACGAGAGCCAGCAGAGCGCCGUGUACGAUGAGGAUGUGGAGGAGGCGGAGGAUUAUGAGGAAGUGAACUUCAAGGUGGGCGCCAGUCGGGAUGACACGAUAGUGCUGAAGGAGAAUCUCGAGAAGAUGCUGGUGGAGUAUCUGAAGCGAUUGACGGGCGAAGAUUUCGGUGCAGAGGUGGAGAAUGAGAUCGGCGAGGAUGAUAUUUCGCGACAGCGGCGAUAUCUGAGCGCCGGAAAUACCACAUCAGUGUCACAAAUGACUAUGGUGAUGGAUGAAAGUGUGAUUAGUGGCUUCAAUUUGACGGACGACGUUGAACUAAUUGAUAGUGAAAUUGAUGAGAAUGAUAGGAAGGUGCAGAGAGUAGAAAUUGGUGCUAGGAACAUCACGGUGGAGGCUUCGCCGGUGGAUCCAGAGCCGCCGAGGCGGUGGAAGCCACGCAAAUGGCAUGGCGAGAGAUUACAGUGCCACGAGAGGAGGCACAGAGUCGCUCGCCUGGAUCGUGUGGUGCUGGACAAAGCCGUGCAGAAUGAGUCGGAGCAUGAGUAUAACAUCAGGAGCAUUCUCAACUACAGAUGCUCCGGAAGGAAUCACUGCAGUUUCGUCUUUGCCGUCGAUCAUCCCUAUCGUCUUAUUUGGGACAGUGGAAUCGUGAGGAUAAAAUACGCUUGCAUGGAUGAUUUCCGCGUGACUAGAUAUUGUGGCGAGCACUUGGCCAUUGGCAAUGAAAUCCACACGAGCGAUGGGAAGGAUCAGGAGACGAAGGGCGAGCCCGUUGCUGAGGCGAGAAUCUCACUCGAUCAGCAGUUCCAUCAGUUCACCAAUUUGAAGAUUCUCAAAGAAGUACCAGCCACACUGUCGCCCAACGAGGCUCGGAAGCACCGCAUUUAUUCCCAGGAUUUUCGAAAAUUGAAGAUAUUGCCGAAGGAUAUGGACGAAUUUAACGACAUUGAGAAGAUAGGUGAUGAGUUUUACUUUAGAAAGGACGAAGGAGGUGACAAAACGACAGAACCACCGACUAUCGAGGACCCUGAAGAGAUUGACGAGCGCGUGGACGUGGGACAAGAUGGAGAGGAACACUUGGAGACCAAUCUAGUCGAGACAACUUCUGCUUAUGGUCAGAUGAAUAGUACAAUUAGGGAUAGCUUAGGCACUAGAGUAGAUUAUGGAAUUGACGCGGAGGGAACACGGAUGCCGUCGACCGAAGUGACGGAGAAUGGCGAAUCUGUCGGUGGCACAAGGCCAGAAUUGUGGGACAUCCUGACCAGAGGAGUGGCCACUGAGGGCUCCAUUCUGCUGGGGGAGGAUUUCAGUGAAGUGGAGUCCACUGUGCUAUCGGGCGUGCGGGAGAACGCCACAGAGAUGGAUACGAGAGAAAAAUCUGUGAUAAUUAGCAGUUAUGAGACAAAGGAUGGACUCGAGGACAGCGAGGAGGAAGAGGACGAUUAUUACUUCGACGAGUACGACUACAUCACGGGCUACAGGAACAAGGGCAGGAGGAAAUACAAGAGCGUCCAGAGGACCGCUUUGCGGAGUCCACUUCUGCAUGGGUUUGUCGUAACUCCUGGUUACCCGAAGUUCUAUGUAGGCGAGUGUGACUGCAAGUGGACGAUAACGGCCCCGGAGGGACAGAGGAUUCGCCUAACAUUGGUGGACAUCUCCCUGAGAGUCGAUAAUCCCUGUCGAGAUUACAUCACGGUCACGGAUUCGAGCCUCAAUCGUGUCCUGUUUAGCAGUUGUACAGAAAUCCUCCGUCCCAGACUCCUGAUAAGUCACUCCAAUCAGAUUGAGAUCAACGUGAAAUCCACGAGUAAGCUGGCUUAUCCCAAAAGAGGUGUGCUGUUUCACUACACUGCUGUUGGCUGUCUCACUCCUGACACCCCACCGAAUGUCCGUCUGGUUGAGAGGAGCGAAGAGGUGGCGCAAUUCAUCUGUGAUCCGUCGUUGGGCCUCGUAUUUCCCGACACAGCUGUUCACAGUCGCGUCUUGAAGUGCACGGAGCGUCACACGUGGAACGACUCACUGCCGGACUGCAUUGAUAAGGCCGAGACGAUCGGGAGUGGACUUGUGUUGCCCUACAACGUGCGAAGAGAAGCGCCUAGCAGCAUGGUUGACAGCGCUGACAUGGUUUACGAUAUCCUAAUUCCAUCUUUCAUCAUUGCCGGCCUCUUCAUCAUCAAUGCCAUCGUCUUUCUUGUGAUUAUGCGCUAUCGCAACAAGAGAAGGGAUCGCUACGGGGACGACUCGAAGGAAAUGGUGGAUCUCUGAAGAGAUGAAUUGAGGAGGAGGAGGAGGAGGAGAAGGAGCGGGAGAACGUGUAUAAUGAAUGAGUUGAAAAAAUAACAGCAUGAAGCCAAAGACUUUUACAACUAAAUAAUAUACCAACACUCCUUUUUAAAGUGGCCACACACACACGACACACACAAAAUUCUCUUAUUUUCUAAAAAUAUUUUAGAGAUUGCAUGACAAGGAAGGCGUUAUCUCUAAGCCCGUCAUAUCAUAUUCCAGAAUGAAAUAAGUGAACAAAAGAUUAAUGUAUUGGAAACAUUUUUGAGAGCCGCGCGCAUUUGCAUCGUUGACAACAUGAGAUUAUAGAGUCCAUAUUUAACAUAUUUAAAUAGAAAUGGUUACAAAUUGCAAAUAAAUCUUCCAGAAAGCUUUAGAUGCUACGUUAGACCGAAAUAACUUCAGUCACAUUCACAAUAACAAAAAAAGAAAUGAACCGGCAAAUAGGAAUGGCUUGCAGAGAUUGCAGAGAAAAAGGAAAAUAUUUACAGCUAGAGAAGCUGAAAAAUUUAAAAUUAUUGUGUAAUUCAAAAUAAAGAAAAUUAUGUGUCUGAAAA